CUCGCGACGUGAACUUCAUCGUCGCCUUCCCUUCUUCGACCUCCAUAUCCGAGGCUCGCGCGAGCUUCGAGUUCGCCCGCCGGAGAUCCCUCUCCCCGCUUCAAUUGCCAGAUCUCUCUCGCCGGCGCCUGGGCGGAGCUCGUGAUCGCCGACUCCGAGGAACCGCCGCCAUGGCUCCGCCGGCUCAGUCGCAGCGGUCGCCGUCGCCGUCCCAGCCUUCCGGAAAAGGUGAAGUUUCGGAUCUAAAAUCACAACUCCGGCAGCUUGCUGGAAGUCGAGCUCCGGGUGUUGAUGACUCCAAGCGUGAUUUGUUCAAGAAAGUGAUCUCCUACAUGACUGUAGGAAUUGAUGUCUCGUCUGUCUUCGGUGAAAUGGUCAUGUGCUCCUCAACUUCAGAUAUAGUCCUGAAGAAGAUGUGUUAUCUCUAUGUUGGGAACUAUGCCAAGGUCAAUCCAGAUCUCGCACUUUUGACGAUUAAUUUUCUUCAGAGGGACUGCAAGGAUGAGGAUCCAAUGAUUCGUGGGCUUGCACUGCGAAGCUUGUGCUCGUUGAGAGUUGCCAACUUGGUCGAGUACUUGGUUGGCCCAUUGGGUUCAGGUUUAAAGGACAGUAACAGUUAUGUGAGAACGGUGGCAGUGAUUGGGGUUCUGAAACUGUAUCAUAUUUCAGCUGCGACAUGUAUUGAUGCAGACUUUCCAGCGAUGCUUAAGCAUUUGAUGCUGAAAGACCCUGACACCCAGGUCAUCGCAAAUUGUUUGGCAGCAUUACAAGAGAUAUGGACCUUGGAGGCAAGCAACUCUGAGGAAGCAUCCAGGGAGAGAGAAGCUUUAAUUAGCAAGCCACUCAUCUAUUUCUUUUUGAAUCGGAUUAAGGAAUUCAGUGAGUGGGCCCAAUCUCUCCUGUUGGAGUUAGUUGCUAAGUAUGUACCGACAGAUAGCAAUGAGAUAUUUGACAUCAUGAACCUCCUUGAAGAUAGACUUCAACAUGCUAAUGGUGCUGUUGUCUUGGCAACCAUCAAGGUGUUUCUACAGCUGACCUUGUCCAUGACUGACGUUCAUCAGCAGGUCUAUGAACGUAUUAAAGCCCCUUUGCUCACACUUGUGAGCUCCGGCAGUCCGGAGCAAUCCUACGCGGUUUUAAGCCAUCUGCAUCUCUUAGUGAUGCGUGCACCAAUUUUAUUUUCCUCAGACUACAAACACUUUUACUGCCAAUACAACGAGCCAUUUUAUGUGAAGAAGUUGAAGCUCGAGAUGCUGACAGCGGUCGCAAAUGAGAGUAACACUUAUGAAAUUGUGACAGAGCUAUGUGAAUAUGCUGCGAAUGUUGACAUUCCUAUUGCAAGGGAGUCAAUUCGUGCUGUUGGAAAGAUUGCGCUUCAGCAGUAUGAUGUUAAUGCCAUUGUGGAUAGGCUUCUUCAAUUUCUAGAAAUGGAGAAGGACUAUGUGACGGCAGAGACUCUGGUUCUUGUAAAAGAUUUGCUGAGGAAAUAUCCUCAAUGGAGCCAAGACUGCAUUGCUGUUGUUGGAAAUAUCAGUUCCAAUAAUGUCCAAGAGCCAAAGGCGAAGGCAGCUCUUAUAUGGAUGUUGGGGGAAUAUUCACAGGAUAUGGAUGAUGCUCCUUAUAUAUUGGAAAGCCUGAUUGAAAAUUGGGAAGAUGAGCACUCCUCUGAGGUCCGUUUACAUCUCUUAACAGCUGUGAUGAAAUGCUUCUUCAAAAGGCCACCAGAGACUCAGAAAGCCCUUGGAGAUGCAUUAGCUGCAGGGCUUGCUGAUUUUCACCAGGAUGUUCAUGAUAGAGCCUUGUUCUACUACAGGCUUUUGCAGUAUAAUGCAUCUGUAGCAGAACGUGUUGUGAACCCUCCCAAGCAAGCUGUUUCAGUUUUUGCCGAUACUCAAAACAGUGAAAUCAAAGACAGGAUAUUUGAUGAGUUCAACAGUCUAUCUGUUGUGUACCAGAAGCCGUCUUACAUGUUUACGGAUAAGGAGCAUCGUGGCCCAUUUGAGUUCGCAGACGAGCUUAGUAACUUAUCCAUUGGAGCAGAUGCUGUAGAUACUGUUGUUCCUGCACAGCAAGUUGAUGCAAAUGACAAGGAUUUGCUUUUGAGUACCUCUGAGAAGGAAGAUGGCAGAGCCCUCAGCAGCAACGGUUCUGCAUAUAGUGCUCCUCUAUACGAUGCACCUGCAUCUGUUCCUACCUCACAGAUCCAAUCAGAUCUAGUAAAUUUAACAUCCGGUCUACCAGGUCAUGUGCCAGCUGCUAGUUUGGCCAUUGAUGAUUUACUCGGUCUUGGUUUAUCAGUCACACCUGCGCCUGCCCCUUCACCUCCUCCUCUGAGCCUUAAUCCAAAGGCUGUGCUAGAUCCAGGAACUUUUCAGCAGAAGUGGCGGCAGCUACCAAUAUCCUUAACUCAGGAAUUUUCAGUAAGUCCACAAGGAAUUGUGGCAUUGAUCACACCCCAAGCCCUUCUUCGGCACAUGCAAGGCCAUUCCAUCCACUGCAUUGCAUCAGGUGGUCAAUCCCCUAAUUUUAAGUUUUUCUUCUUUGGUCAGAAAGCGGAAGAAUCUUCAAAUUUUCUGGUGGAAUGUAUAAUUAAUACAUCAUCAGCUAAAGCACAAGUAAAGAUCAAAGCUGAUGACCAGAGUAUGUCUCAGACCUUCUCGACUCUAUUCCAGUCGGCCUUGUCCAAAUUUGGUGUACAGUGAACUUGGUCUCCCAUGUAUCCAAUAUUUAGCUUCUGAGGGAGUUUUGCUUGGUUCAAUUGCCAUCGUCAUUCGGGAAUGGGUGAAAAUCACAAGAGCGGAGGAAUUCUUAGUAACACAUUGCACAAGAAGGCAGCGAAAAGUGAAUGACACUGCACCUUUCCCUUGGGGCUGCAGAUGAGCCGUGUCAUCGAGUACUAUUGUAGAGUGCCCUCUUGCGACACCUUAUCAGUGUUGCAAAUUGGCUAUAAACUUCCCCAUUGAUAUCUGAAAUGUUUCAUAAUCAACGAAGAACGGAUAAUCAGCUUCUUUUUUUCGAUUGAGAAACGUUGCAAAGGUUCUUGUAAUAGUUUUUCCAUUUCCUGUAGAGGAUGACGUGGCUAUUGUUAUACGAUCGAGGCAAAUUUCAGUACAUUCUGUUGGUUCUUUAAA
Syzygium oleosum is the source of this 3131-nucleotide messenger RNA. Its product is annotated as beta-adaptin-like protein A. Gene Ontology annotation, cellular component: membrane coat; clathrin adaptor complex. The record is from RefSeq and is a predicted model, not a curated record. Bases 171 to 2702 code for a protein of 843 amino acids. Gene Ontology annotation, biological process: intracellular protein transport; vesicle-mediated transport. Lineage: Eukaryota; Viridiplantae; Streptophyta; Magnoliopsida; Myrtales; Myrtaceae. Gene Ontology annotation, molecular function: clathrin binding. The transcript is spliced from 11 exons.